This is a messenger RNA of Cyprinus carpio (common carp), 567 nucleotides long. Its product is annotated as E3 ubiquitin-protein ligase MARCHF9-like. The transcript is spliced from 5 exons. Lineage: Eukaryota; Metazoa; Chordata; Actinopteri; Cypriniformes; Cyprinidae. Bases 1 to 501 code for a protein of 166 amino acids. The record is from RefSeq and is a predicted model, not a curated record.
AUGAACCCACUUUUUCAUGACGCCAAGGAAUCAAAUGGAAAGGUGAUUAACAUGAUUACUUCCCUUAAAUUAGAUUUCACUCUCCCCUGUCUGCAGGGGGAGCUGUUGAGCCCAUGCCGCUGCAACGGCUCCGUGCGCUGCACCCACCAGCCCUGUCUGAUUCGCUGGAUCAGUGAGAGAGGCUCCUGGAGCUGUGAGCUCUGCUACUUCAAGUACCAAGUCCUGGCCAUCAGCACCAAAAACCCGCUGCAGUGGCAGGCGAUUUCUCUGACGGUGAUUGAGAAGGUGCAGAUCGCCGCCAUUAUCCUGGGCUCACUCUUCCUCAUCGCCAGUAUCUCGUGGUUGGUGUGGUCUUCUCUCAGCCCGUCUGCCAAGUGGCAGCGCCAGGACCUGCUCUUCCAGAUCUGCUACGGCAUGUACGGCUUCAUGGACAUUGUGUGCAUAGGCUAUUCCUCCAAGUCCAGGGAAGAGAGUUCAGUUCUCGAAUCUCAUCUCAUGUAAAGCUCCAAUACAACAAGUUACCCGUCAUCUUCAGAUCAAGAGCGGGACGCACAGACUCCGCCUCCU